GGAACUGCCGGAGUCAUGAAUGCCUCACAGUUUCUCUUCACUCUCACUUUUGUGCUUCUCACUGGAGAGAGCAAUGCUUGGUAUUACAACACCUCCAUCGAACUCAUGACAUAUGAUGAAGCCAGUGCAUAUUGUCAACAGAGGUACACACAUCUGGUGGCAAUUCAGAACAGAGAAGAGAUCAGUUACCUAAACUCCAAUCUGAAAUACUCACCAAGUUAUUACUGGAUCGGAAUCAGAAAAGUCGACAACGUAUGGGUCUGGGUGGGAACCCAAAAGCCUCUGACUGAGGAGGCUAAGAAUUGGGCACCAGGUGAACCGAACAACAAGCAAAGAAAUGAGGACUGUGUAGAAAUCUACAUCAAAAGGCGCAAAGACCCAGGCAUGUGGAAUGACGAGAGAUGUGACAAAAAGAAACUGGCCCUGUGCUACACAGCUUCCUGUACCCCUGCAUCCUGCAGUGGUCAUGGUGAAUGUGUAGAGACCAUCAACAGUUACACUUGCAAGUGCCACCCUGGCUUCCUUGGACCCAACUGUGAGCAAGGUAAGUCUUGCCCUCCACAGAAACACCCUGACCAUGGAAGCCUGAACUGCAUCCGUCCUGUUGGCCUCUUCAGCUCUAAUUCCUCCUGCUCUUUCAGCUGUGAAAGGGUCUACCUGCCCAGCAGCACAGAGACCACCAUGCAGUGUAUGUCCUAUGGAGAAUGGAGUGUGCCUACUCCAGCCUGCCAUAUGGUUGAAUGUGAAGCUUUGACACAUCCUGACAAUGGAGUCAGGAAAUGUUCCUCAAAUUCUGGUAGCUUCCCAUGGAACACGACCUGUACAUUUGACUGUGACGAAGGGUACAGGCGAGUUGGAGCUCAGAAUCUACAGUGUACCUCAUCUGGCUUUUGGGACAAUGAGAAGCCAUCAUGCAAAGUUGUGACCUGUGAUGCCAUCCCUUGGCCUCGGCAUGGCUCUGUGAGAUGCAGCAACUCAACAUCUGGAGAAUUUGCCUUUAAGUCAUGCUGCAACCUCACCUGUAAGCAAGGUUUCAUGUUGGAGGGGCCAGCCCAAGUCGAAUGCAGUGCAGAAGGGCAGUGGACACCACACAUACCAGUGUGCAAAGCAAUAAAAUUUAAUUCACUUUAUAGCAAGGGCAAGAAUGUGACAUACUGUGAAUUUCACUGUGAGAGAGAAGCUACUGAAUAUCUUUGUGGCUUGGUUACCCUAAGACACCUAUUAUAGCCCAAUGCUCACACCUCUGAAUGCCCCUCUCUUCCAGCUGUGAAAUGUGAUGCUGUCCCUCAGCCCCAGAAUGGUACCGUGGAGUGUGCUCAUGCUACUACUGGAAAAUUCACCUACAAGUCCUCAUGUGCCUUUCAAUGCAACAGGGGCUUUAAUUUACAUGGAUCGGCUCAACUUGAAUGCACAUCCCAGGGACUGUGGACCCAGGAGGUGCCCUCCUGCCAAGUGGUACAGUGUUCAACCCUUGAAGUUCCAGGAAAGAUGAACAUGAGCUGCAGCGGGGCAACAGUUUUUGGCACCAUAUGUGAAUUUACAUGUCCCGAUGGAUGGACACUGAAUGGAUCUGCAAUUCUGACGUGUGGUGCCACAGGACACUGGUCUGGGAUGCUGCCUACGUGUGAAGCCCCCACAGGCCCCAACCGGCCCCUGGUAGUUGCACUUUCUAUGGCAGUAACCUCACUCCUAGCAUCGUCCUCAUUUCUCUACUUGUUGCUGAGAUACUUUCGGAAGAAAGCAAAGAAAUUUGUUCCUGCAAGCAGCUGCCAAAGUCUUCAAUCGUUUGGCAACUAUCAAGCACCUGCUCACAUCAUUUAA
This is a messenger RNA of Cricetulus griseus (Chinese hamster), 1821 nucleotides long. The record is from RefSeq and is a predicted model, not a curated record. NCBI's taxonomy places the organism in Eukaryota, Metazoa, Chordata, Mammalia, Rodentia, Cricetidae.